CUAGGUUUGGCUGCGUUCAGUGGAAAAGAGAACAUCAUGAGUCAGGUGGCCGAAAACCUGAGGGGCUUCCUGGCAAGAGUAAAGUGCGCAAAAUACAAUGGGAGCGAGGACUUCUUGACCAAGGAGUUUCAGGAAAUCAAAAACCGCGCUGCAGCCUUUCGGCAGGACAGCAACUAUUCCUCAGAAGUGGGAGGAUGCCAGGAAAACCUGAAAAAGAAUAGGUACAAGGACAUCCUGCCAUAUGAUCAGACCCGAGUCCGGGUCCCGUUUCUUGCAGAUGGUCCUGGAUCUGAUUACAUUAAUGCCAGCUUCAUACAGGGUGUAGAUAAACAGCCCCGGUACAUCGCCACGCAGGGGCCCCUCAGCCAUACAGUAGUGGACUUCUGGAGGAUGAUAUGGCAGUACAAUGUGAAGGUGAUAGUGAUGGCGUGCCGUGAGGUGGAACUGGGAAAGAAAAAAUGUGAGCGAUACUGGCCCCUAGACCAAGAGACCGUCCAGCAUGGAGCGAUCACUAUCAGUACGGUGUCAAAAAACACAGCGAAUCCAGAGGUUGUGCUUCGUACUCUCAGAGUGAUGUUUCAGGAGGAAGUGCGAGAGGUGGUCCAGUUCCAGUACAUAGCCUGGCCUGACCGGGGGAUUCCUGACUCCUAUGCCUGUUUCCUGGAAAUGAUCCAGCUGAUACGUCAAUAUCAAGGGGACCACAAAGCUCCCAUGUGUGUCCACUGCAGUGCAGGUUGUGGCCGCACCGGUGUUAUCAUUACAGUGGAGUACAUCCAGUGUCUUCUACACAAGCAGAGAGUUCCCAGUGACUUCAGUCUCUUUGAAGUGGUAAUGGAAAUGAGACGCCAGAGACCGUCUGCUGUGCAGACCAAGGAGCAGUAUGACUUCCUCUAUCACGCUGUUACGGAGAUGUUUGAGAAGCAGCUAAUAGAAGAUCACUUCUAUGGAAACCUGAAGGAGAAUAAAGCCCCGUAUUAUGAUGAUGUGGCGGCCCUGACGGUGACGAGCCGGACCCUGCACCCCAACAGGAAUAAGAACCUCGCUGUACGUAUAUCGAUGCCCGCUGCACCGCCAAACAUGAACAACACAUACGCUGUAGUGAAUAAAAAAUCCCCUGCUCAGGGAAGUAGGACACUGGAUGCACGAAGCCCACCUACCUCUCACGUCCAGUAUGACAAUGUCAGACCACACUCUUCGGCAUCGGUACCCGUGGAUCAGCUGUACAGCACCGUGGUUCCUAAAUCCAACAGGACGUCCACCUGUAUCACCGCACCUUCCAGCGCUGCCACUAUUGCUACUAGUUCUUCUUCCUAUUCUUUAGCUGGAAACCCAACGCCUGCCGAAGCCGCGUCUGUUGAGUACAGUCAGGUCACCGUGCCGAGUACAGUCCCAUCCUUAAACCAUGUGAGGGGAGACAACAAGUGGGGUCAGCCUGUGUCCAGCGCUUAUGCAGCGGUAUCAGACAGGCAGGCUACAUCUGUCGAUGAAUAUGAAUUUGUGUUUGAUGCUUCCAAAGGCCGUAUGCCAGGAGGUGUAUCAGGGAUAGGAUUUAACUGUCGUAUAGGGAAACCUAAGGGGCCCCGGGACCCCCCUGCUGAAUGGAGCCGAUAAAAGGACUCUCUAUCCAAAAAUAACAUAAAAUGCCUUUCAGUCUGUUGCCUGUAUACUAUAUGAUAUAUCAGGGACACAGGAUGAACCACUGAUCCUUAUGGACUGAUCUCAGAAGACCCCACGUUACAUCGAAGAUGUGACUACAUGGAAGGCGUUCCUGAACUGACAUAUGAGAGACUGUCUACAAGAUAUGGGUUAUGUCUAUAUCAUUUCUCUUUAUGGGGGGCACACUGUAUACUAUAUAUGUCGAUUGUUUGCUGACUGCCAUGUAUAAAGCAUGAAAUACA
Hyla sarda is the source of this 1898-nucleotide messenger RNA. RefSeq names its product protein tyrosine phosphatase non-receptor type 18 (gene PTPN18). Gene Ontology annotation, biological process: peptidyl-tyrosine dephosphorylation. Lineage: Eukaryota; Metazoa; Chordata; Amphibia; Anura; Hylidae. Gene Ontology annotation, molecular function: non-membrane spanning protein tyrosine phosphatase activity. Gene Ontology annotation, cellular component: cytoplasm; nucleus. The transcript is spliced from 17 exons. The record is from RefSeq and is a predicted model, not a curated record. The coding region runs from base 37 to 1611 and encodes 524 amino acids.